Molecule: messenger RNA, 2982 nt
Organism: Poecilia reticulata (guppy)
Lineage: Eukaryota; Metazoa; Chordata; Actinopteri; Cyprinodontiformes; Poeciliidae
Gene: gja10b
Product: gap junction protein alpha 10 b
Biological process (GO): cell-cell signaling
Cellular component (GO): connexin complex
Molecular function (GO): gap junction channel activity
Source: RefSeq, a predicted model, not a curated record
UUCAAGGGACAGCCAAUGAGUCCUGAUGUUGCUGCAGAUGGAUCAUCUUUUUUGUAAGAUCUUUAUGAUCAAAUACACAAAGCAAGGGCUCUAGAAGACUGCUACUAAUAAUGUGAGAGAAGAUGGGGGACUGGAACUUGUUGGGGAGCAUCUUAGAAGAAGUUCACAUUCAUUCGACCAUUGUGGGGAAAAUCUGGCUCACCAUCCUCUUUAUCUUCCGGAUGCUUGUACUUGGCGUUGCAGCAGAGGAUGUUUGGGACGAUGAGCAAAGUGAGUUUGUCUGCAACACAGAGCAGCCAGGCUGCAAGACUGUCUGCUAUGACCAGGCUUUCCCUAUCUCCCUCAUACGCUACUGGGUCCUGCAGAUCAUCUUUGUGUCCUCUCCCUCACUGGUCUACAUGGGCCAUGCUCUGUAUCGCCUGAGAACCCUUGAAAAAGAAAGGCACAGAAAGAAGGCCUGCCUGAAGGCAGAGCUGGAGGGGGCAGAUACUGACCAGGAGGACCACAAGAGAAUCGAGCGUGAGCUCAGGAAGUUAGACGAACAGAAGAAAGUCAGGAAAGCUCCACUCAGAGGAUCAUUGCUGCGCACAUAUGUUUUUCAUAUCCUGACCAGGUCUGUGGUGGAGGUGGGUUUCAUCAUUGGUCAGUGUGCUCUUUUUGGCAUUGGAUUAUCUCCUCUGUACAAGUGUGAGAGACUGCCGUGCCCCAACAGUGUUGACUGUUUUGUGUCAAGGCCUACAGAGAAAAAUAUUUUCAUGGUGUUCAUGCUCGUCAUUGCCGGAGUGUCUUUAUUUCUCAACCUUCUGGAGAUUUUCCAUCUGGGUGUGAAGAAGAUCAAGCAAAUCCUUUAUGGAUACAAAUAUGGAGAUGAUGACAGUGUCUGCAGGUCAAAGAAAAAUUCUAUAGUGCAACAGAUUUGUGUUCUCACUAACUCCUCACCACAAAGGCUGAUCCAGCUGACUCAAGUUACCAGUCCUGUUUCAUCAGAUCCUUACAAGGAUGCUCAAAGAGAUGUACUUCCUUGUAACUUGGUUCCAGCAGGUUGCCAGAACACAGAAGGCAUGGACAUCUCACAGCAGCAUCCUGCACAGACGUUCCGGCCGAGCCAAGGUGACAUCCAGCAUUUGAGGCAACUGGGGGCUGUGGAGCGGCAGCACACUCUGGAGAAUAGAAAACCGUCCUUCAGCAGCGAUGAGUCAAAUGGACCUCAUUGCUCUGGCAAGCCUCACUAUGCAGGACCACGAGCAACGCUGGUGGCCAGCCAUAUUGAGAUCCCAGCUGCCCUGAGGAUCCCUCAGAGGAAGCAGAGUAAAGUCAGUGUCUGCAAGGAACUCAGCGACAUGAGUGAUUCUCCAGAGAGCGACCACUAUCCCACAGCCAGGAAAUGCAGCUUUAUGUCUCGAGGACUGUCAGAGGCCAAGCUCGCCAGUCCGUCUGACAGCGACRCCUCUCAGAGUGGAACAGAUACCGAGGCCCAGCACUUCAACCAGGGGGAAAGCCCAGUGAUGACCCCACCACCCCCCGCCUCUGGGAGGAGGAUGUCCAUGAGCAUGAUUCUGGAGUUGUCUUCAAUCAUGAAGAAGUGAACCAGAAACAUCCACGUUGGCAUGAGGCCAGAGGCAUCGAGGACUUCUGUAGACAUAAACACUCACAUUAUGUUUCACCUCAUUUCUAGUUUCAGUGUAACUUUCACCAUCUGAUGGUAUUCACUCAUACAUUUAGAGUUUCUGUGUUUAGGUUUGUGGAUCCAAUCACUGGUUCAUUUGKGUCAAUUCAUGCAUGGCUGGACAUAAAGUGAGUCUYAACAUCUUAUAUAGCAGUGUUUCUCAACCCUGGUCCUCACCGCCCCCCUGCUCUGUAUGUUUUAGAUGUGCCUCUAUUGCAGAACAGCKGAUUCAAAUGAUUGUGUGACCAUCAAGUACUGCAGAAGCCUGUUAAUCACCCAGAGAUAMAAUUCAGGUGUGUGACAGAAGGGAAAUACCUAAAACAUGCAGGUCAGCGGGGCGGUGAGGAUCAGGGUUGAGAAACACUGUUAUAUAGCAAAGAUGUUGGGUUAACCCAACAUCCUGCAAUGACAGAGAAAUACAAUAAAAUUCUUUUGACAACAUUUUUAGAUGUUUCAUGUGCAGUACAGGCUUCUAACUUAUUCUUAUAUUUUUUGUUCUUUUUACAGAGAGGGGACAUUAUCACCAGCUACUGACUCUGUGCAUUCAGUCCAGUGUUUCCCAACCCUGGUCCUCAAGGCACAUUGCCCUGCAUGUUUUAGGUGUUUCCUUGCUUCGGCACAGGUGAUUUCAAUUAGCAGGUGUUUGCUGAACUGCAAUCAGGUGAAUGAGGUGCAUUAAAGCAGGGACAUUUCUAAAACAUGCAGGGCAGUGUGCCUUGAGGACCAAGGUUGGGAAACACUCAACCUUAACUUCAUAGUACUGAACAACUUAUUGUUGUAUCAUUAAAUUAGUUUUAUUUGUCAGGUUUUAGAAAACAUUAACCAGCAUAAGGUGUGUUACAAGAUUUAGCURAUAUACUGUAUGCUUUAGUUAUUUUYUUUAGGUAAGUGGGAAUGUCCUUCUAACUUAAUACAAAUAUGUAUAUCAUAAUCKAAUCUCAGUACCUCUGGGGCUCUAUGACGCCUCAGAGGUUCAGAGAAUAUUUGGGAGCAAACAGCAUCAUGAAGUCCUGUAAACCUACCAUGACAAGGCCAUCCACCUUAACGUCCAGCUGAACAAGGAGCGCUCUAAUCAGAGAUGCAACCAAGAGGCCCUUAGUGACUCUGGACCAAAUAAUCCACAGCUCAGAGGGGGGAUCUGUCCACAGGAAAGCUAAUAGUCAUCACUGUACAAAUAUGACCUAUAUGGAAGAAAACCAACAUUAAAAUCAAACAAUAAGAAGUCCCAUUUGCCAUGUUGGAUACAGCAAACAUGUGGAAGAAGGAGCUUUCAGAUUAGACAAAAAAAUAAAAUAAAAUUUAUAGCCAAAAAGCAU